AUGGACUCUCUGAGGAACCCAGAAAUGGAUUCAUCUGGCACCCAUCAGCUGUCUCUGAGGCACUGCAUUAGCCAAGGCAUCAAGCAGCUGUAUCAAACCCAACAGCUCUGCGACGUCACGUUGGUGGUUGGCGAUCAAAGGUUCCCUUGUCACAGAACACUCCUGGCCUCCGUCAGCCUCUACUUCCAGCGCAUGUUUGCCAGCACCUUCAAAGAGUCUCGGGAGGGGGAGAUCGUGCUCUUAGACUUGUCCUCCACCUCCCUCCAGAGCCUCCUGGAUUACGUCUACACAGGGGAACUGCCGCUCCAAGAAGAGGAGGCGGAAGAAAUGUUCACUGCAGCCAGCAGACUUCAAAUAGCUUCUGCGCUGGAGAUUAUCACCAGAUUUCUCCUGGAGAGGAUUACUAUGGAGAACUGCCUGGACCUUUACGUCCUGGCGUAUUCCCACAACCACCAGCCGCUCCUCCUCCCAGCUUCGCGCUACGUCUCCUCCCGUUUUGAGUGCCUCUCGGAGCUCACGGCUUUCCUGCUCCUCGACUUCAGCACCCUUCUCAGCAUUGUCGCGUUGGAAAGCCUAGCGGUGCGCUCCGAGCUGACCGUGUACCGGGCCGUGCGCCGUUGGGUCCGCCACGACUCCGCCGAGCGCUUCCCGAAGCUCCGGGUGCUAAUGGAUCACAUCCGCCUUCCGCUCCUGGCCCCCGACGAACUUGCCGAAGUCCGGGCUGAGACAGAAGAGUUUUACGAGUGUGUGCGGCUGCCGUGGGAGGAGCUCAGCGUGGAAGACCGCUUGUGGUCCAGCCGAGGGCUGAGGCAGGGCAUGUACCACGAGGGAGUGGUGUGCGUGGGGCUCCCGAAAUGGAGCGAGGCGAGCCUGGAGGACGAGGACCUGGAUUCCCACGUCCACUUCUUCGACCCUUCCACCGAAGCGUGGGAGCAGCUCCCCGAUCUGAAAUCACUCACCUCCCCGAGCUGCGUCUCCAUGGGACACAAGCUCUACAUCGCCGGCGGACAACAUUUAGACGGCUCCUACUCGGACCACCUGCUCGUUUACGAUACGCUGGGCGGGUUCUGGGCCCAGCUGCCCUCCAUGUCCACGGCCCGAGCGUGGCACGCUUUCCUCCUGUGCAAGAAAAAGCUGUACGUCGCCGGAGGCUGGGAUAACACGGGGUCGCUGGCAUGCGCCGAGAGCUACGACCUGGAGCGAGAAGAAUGGGGGCCCAUCGCCAGCCUCCCCUUUGCCUUGACUUACUUCGCUUCCGCCACGCUCAGGAGCAAACUGUAUCUCAUCGGAGGAGAGAUGGGCAUCUCCGACAUCCCGAUCCCCCACCGGGGAGUCCUGCUUUAUGACGUCCUCUCCGACACCUGGUCCCAAGUCGACCUGGCCUUUGAAUGCUACGAGGCCAGCGCCGUCACGCUGGGCAACUGCAUCUUUGUAGUCGGCGGGCUCACCAGAGACAGCGCGCAGGGGAACCGCCAGUUCACUCAGCGCUGCGUCUGCCUGCUCGGAGACGGCGCGGUGAACCGAGACGUCUCGGUCCCAUCGCUCCCCAUAGCCAUCUCUUACCCAGGCGUCGCCUGCUGCGGGAAGAGGAUUUACGUCUUCGGGGGCGACAACAAUGACUGCUAUUCUAGCGCCAUCCACUCCUGGGAACUAGGGCAGCCACACUGGGCUCGGUGCUCCGCCAAUUUACCGGACCCCAAUUAUGGAGCCUUUGGGUUUGGCUGCAUCCCGCUCAAGGUGCCUCGAAAAAACAUCUUUGCUGUCUUUCACAGGGGAUGCACUUCCUCCAUGGCAGAACAGGCAGCGGGAGGCAGUUAA
Molecule: messenger RNA, 1818 nt
Organism: Elgaria multicarinata webbii
Lineage: Eukaryota; Metazoa; Chordata; Lepidosauria; Squamata; Anguidae
Product: kelch-like protein 5
Exons: 4
Coding region: 1-1818 (605 amino acids)
Molecular function (GO): protein binding
Source: RefSeq, a predicted model, not a curated record